Messenger RNA from Coccinella septempunctata (seven-spotted ladybird), 2285 nucleotides. RefSeq lists its product as uncharacterized. The record is from RefSeq and is a predicted model, not a curated record. The transcript has 2 exons. NCBI's taxonomy places the organism in Eukaryota, Metazoa, Arthropoda, Insecta, Coleoptera, Coccinellidae. Bases 123 to 1268 code for a protein of 381 amino acids.
CAGACGAUCAUAGACUGAUAUCCCUCGACGUUGUGAAUCUAUUCGGAAAUCUAGAAAAGAGUAAAAUUAUUGAAGUUCUUAAGCUUGAGUGGAACAAUAUAAAACAACACACCAAAAUAGAUAUGGAAUUAUUUAUGGAAGUAGUCACCUUUCUCCUUGAAAACAAUUAUUGUACGUUCCAGGGAGAAUUUUAUCGACAAGUUUUUGGAUGCGCAAUGGGGUCCAAGUUAUCCCCCAUCUUGGCACAAUAUGUUAUGGACCAUCAAUUGAACUUGACCUUACCUAAGUUACCGUAUACUGUUCUAAUAUUGAAGAAAUUUGUAGAUGACCUUUUUAUGAUAGUACCAGAAACAGAAAUCCAACUUACACUUGAUUGUUUCAACUCUCUCUGCGCAGAUAUACAGUUCACAUUAGAAACAGAAGAUACACAACAGUCAGUACCAUUCCUAGACACCAGAGCAUAUAGACAUGACAAUAAAGUAAAGUUGAAAUGGUACAGAAAGAACACUCAUUCAGAUAAGAUCAUUCAUUUCUAUUCAGACCAAAACAUAAAUGUAAAAAUCAACACAAUAAAUCAAAUGAAAAAAAGGAUAUCAAAAAUAUGUCAUAAGUCAUUCAUAGAAGAAGGAAUAAGAAAACUACAUCAUAUCCUUAGAGAAAAUGCAUACCCUAACAGCAUGUUAAAGAAACUAUUGUAUGCAAACAGUGAAACACAGACUGGACAGACAGAAGAACAAAAUAUGACAACAACUAGGACACAUUAUGCAUCGUACCCUAAUAUUACUAACUUAACAGGAAAAUUGAAAAAUGUGUUUAGAGAAGAUAAUGUCAAAAUUGCAGUUUAUAACCAAAAAACCAUAAGGUCCUUGUAUACCAAAAUAAAAGACCCUAUACCAACACCCCUACAAAGUAAUGUAGUUUACAAAAUAAAUUGUGAAAACUGCGAUAAAUGUUAUAUUGGACACACCUCACAAUGGGUAAAAAGUAGAAUGGCGCUACAUAAGUCGGAUAUAAGAAAAUAUCCAGAAAGAUGUGCUUUGGCUGCUCAUGCACAUAGUCUGGAUCAUCAUAUAGAUUUUGAAAAUGUGGAGAUAUUAAAAACAGAAAGUAAUUACCAGAAGAGAUUGAUACACGAGAUGAUAAAUAUAAACAAAGAAAAAAACACUCUAAACAAAAAGACGGAUACAAAUAAACUGAGUUCCAUAUACAGUUAUUUGUUAGAGAAGUUGGAAAUGAGUGGCUUUUAUGACGGUCCUGUAGAUGAGUAGAGAAAACAAGGAGCAUAGAGUUGGGCAACAGACGACGUUUCAUAGAACAGGUAACAUAACCAAGAAAAAAAUUUUUUCGUGCUGAAGGAUCGUAAAGUGUGUAUGAGAAUUUUUAUAUGUCGUUUUGAAACCAAAGAAAUUCCAAGAUGAAAGUAAUAAGGAUAGUUUUAUAUUGUUUUUAACGUAUGGUUCAUGACAGGUGUAUGUUUAUACAAAACCUCGCAUUCAAAGCCCUGAAGAAGCAUUAAAGAAAUGCGAAAGCUUGGCGUAGAAUAAAGAGUACCUCAUUCACUCCCCAAACCAGAGUCGAUAGACCCUUAUCGUCGAAUUUAUAUUAUUAAAAGGCUCUUAUAACUACAGUGAUCAUAUAGUAAUGGGUUUCUUCGAAGAUAUCAGCAGAGAUUAUGGACAUGAAACAACUAAAUAUUUGAAGAUAUGGAGUACAACGAACAACAAGUUGGCAUCAGCUGUGAACCGACGUAUAUUUCUUUUGGAAUGUAAAAGACAGGGAAUCGUUCCAAAACAUAUCACAUCAAAUUUGAAAAGUGUGAUGAGUCUUUUCGAGUAUAACAAUAAUAGACUAAACAAGAAAAUAAAACAAUUCAAUGACAAAACGAAUAAGAAGAUCCUCAACCUAGAAUUGUGUCAAGUAAACCAAAAGGUGAACAAGUUGAAAAAGUACAUAGAGGAAAUACAGAGAAAGUUAGAAAAUCUACCGGAAUACAUUCUUGUGGAAUAUAAGAGAAGACUAAGUAUAGCAUAUAACACGAGAUUUCACAAAAUCAAGGAAGGAAACCUAAAGAAGAUAAAAGACCUCAGCAGGGAAAAUAUUCAGUACAUAAAAACACAAGAAAAAUGGUUAAGAAAUUUGUCUGAAAAACAGAUACCAACAACAGUGAGCAGCCUUCUAUCCUUGGGUUCAAAGUUCAGCAUUCCAACAACAAAAAGAGAUGUCAACAUAGAGAAUCUAAUUGCAGACACAGAAUAUAUUCUGCGAGGUAUUGAAAAUGAACGAAA